Phragmites australis (common reed) is the source of this 1881-nucleotide messenger RNA. RefSeq names its product putative ubiquitin-conjugating enzyme E2 38. The transcript is spliced from 7 exons. Gene Ontology annotation, molecular function: ubiquitin conjugating enzyme activity. The record is from RefSeq and is a predicted model, not a curated record. NCBI's taxonomy places the organism in Eukaryota, Viridiplantae, Streptophyta, Magnoliopsida, Poales, Poaceae. Bases 493 to 1596 code for a protein of 367 amino acids.
UGGACCGUGACGGCCCAAGUUUAUCUCCGGGUUUCCGCUGUGCUUGUGAUCUUAAUUUGCCUCUUCUUUCUUUCUUUUUGUCUGUUCUUGGUCUUGAGGUGGCGGUGUCGCGGUUCCAUUGGACCGAGACCGACCACCACGCGUCACGCACGCACUGAUUGGGGUUUGGUGCUUAGCCGCCGGCAAGUGGGACCGACGAGCACGAGUUCUUGAAAAGAACAUGCUACUAAAAAGAAAGAAAGGGAAAAGGCACAUACUUGCCGCGUUGGGAUUCUCCAAGAAGAUCCAUUUUUUUAGUAUAUUUUCGUUCCUUUUGUUUCAAUUGUUCUUGCCGAGGAAAUGAUCGCUCCAGCUUAUGCAUAGGUUGUUCAUGUGCUUGUGAUUUUGCCUUUACUAUCUGCGCAAAUACAUGAUCUUUCUUCAUGUUUCUUGGAAUGAUCACAGUGGUGUCUUAUAUUUUCCUGGUUUUGUGUGAAGUGAUUAGACGGAAGGAUGGUUCUGAAGAAGCUGCUUCAGGUGUUUUGUGUCAAGAAGAAGGAUCCCAAGAAGAAAGGCAAAUCCAUUGAUCCACUUUGGCAAGCUUCUGCUCCACACUCCAAUAUGAGUGUCACUGCAGAUAAGAGUAUUUUGAAUCCCUGUUCAAGUGGGACUGGCACUGCACUAUGGAUGCAAAAACAUGAACCUGAGUGCUCAAGCUCAUCAAUGGCAAGAACCGAACAUGGAACUGAGAUUAAUCAUUACAAAUCAUUUAAUCAAUUUGAUGUUGUUCAAGAUUUCUCCGAUCACCACUAUGCAAAGAAAUCACCGGGGAAGACCACCAAAGAAUGGGUGAAGGCAAUCCAAAGCGACUGGAAGCUUCUACAGAAAGAUCUACCUGAAUCUAUAUAUGUUAGAGUUUACGAGGAUAGGAUUGAUCUGCUCAGGGCUGCUAUAGUUGGGCCAGCUGGAACUCCAUAUCACGAUGGACUGUUCUUCUUUGAUGUCCGUUUUCCUUCUGAAUACCCAAAAUGCCCACCAAAAGUUCAUUACCAUUCGGGUGGACUUCGGUUAAAUCCAAACUUGUAUGCGAGUGGGAAAGUUUGCCUUAGCCUUCUGAAUACCUGGUGGGGUAAUGGGUGCGAGAAAUGGGGCAAGUCAAAUUCCACCAUUCUGCAGGUGUUGGUCUCCAUCCAGGGCCUUGUGUUGAAUGAUAAGCCGUAUUUCAAUGAGCCAUAUUACAAAAAUUCGGCUAAUACAACAGUUGGUGAAAAGAAUUCCUUGGCUUACAAUCAGACUGCCUUUCUACUAUCCUGCAGGACAAUGCUGUAUUCACUCCGGAAGCCUCCAAAGCAUUUUGAGACCCUUGUUGCGCGCCACUUCCUCGAGCGUGAGCGUGUCAUUCUUGAUGCGUGUAGCAUUUACAUGUCUGGCACAGUCGUUGGAUCAUCUGUCGAGAAUGGCGCCAAAUAUGCCAGUGACAAGUGCUUUGCAGAUUUCAAGAAGUCGCUGGUGCUGUACACAGAACAUCUGUGGACAGAGUUUGCAGCAAACAGAACUUGCGUACUGGAAUUGAAAAAAGAGGCAUCAACUGCAGAUGAGAUCGUGCCUACCAGCUAGAAUUCUUUCGUCAGAACACCCGACUAUUGCAAUUCACCUUCCUAACUGAAAAGUGAGACAAUUAAUAGGUUUUUGACAGCAGUACCGCACUGCGCAAGAAUUGGCUUUUGUUUCUGGUUUAAGCAUGUUCUUGUCAGACAUUAGCCAUUGCAGAUGUAUUUCAGAUGCUGGCAUAUCUAUUUGAUGACUAAAAUUUAGUCCCAUUCUGUGUCAAUCUACUUAAUGGUUAAAUCCGUGUAACUUGAACAACCUUGAUGGUAAUAGAACAUGUUAUGUUAGUUUCAA